Rhizophagus irregularis DAOM 181602=DAOM 197198 is the source of this 498-nucleotide messenger RNA. Lineage: Eukaryota; Fungi; Glomeromycota; Glomeromycetes; Glomerales; Glomeraceae. The record is from RefSeq and is a predicted model, not a curated record.
AAUAAAAAAUUAAAAAUACUCAGAAAUAUUGCCGAAGGACUUAAACAUCUUCAUAAUCAAGGUAUUAUUCAUCGAGAUUUGCAUAGUGGAAAUAUUCUUUGUGAAAAUGAAGAUGAUCCGAAAUUUGUAACCUUUUUUAAUCAUAAUCCCACGUUAAAAUAUUUAAGGUUUUAUCCGGAUCGAAACACUACCACAAAUGAUAAUGAAAGUGUAUAUGGUAUUAUUCUAUAUAUGGCUCCAGAGAUCUUACAAAGAAAAGAAUAUACUAUAUUUUCAGAUAUUUACAGUUUUGGUAUGAUCAUGUGGGAACUUAUGACAGGUAGAUUACCAUUUGAGGAUCAAACUAUAGAUGUUGGACUUAUGAGUAAAAUAUGUCAUGAUGGUCUUCUCCCUCCAAUAACAACUAAUGCACCUAAGGAUUAUAUUGAACUGAUGCAAGAAUGCUGGAAUUCUGAUCUAAUUAAAAGACCAGAAGCUGCUAAUAUAAGUAAAAAGUUA